UUUCUCUCUCUAACAUUGUUGUCAAUAUCUUGGGGGUAGCUAGCUUCAUCAAAUAGUUCUCCUCAAACCCAUAAUCUGCACGCCUAUUCCCUCCCCUUCCCUCUCAGCCCCACACUCAAUUUGUCCAUCUCCAUCUCUCCUUCUCCAAGAAAAUGUCCAUAAACCAUUUCUCCUCAGACCUCUCAGAAACCCAGUGGUGGAAUGCUAAUUCUAACCCCCACCGACAAGAAGACCCCUCAAGACACCCACACAGCAGAACCCAUUUCAUCCCCCAAUUUUAUCAAGAUACCCACCACCACAGCCACGCCCACCACAGUUUCCAACCCUGGCAGCUCAACUCCCAAGACCCCACCACACCCAUGUCCCCCACCCAUUUCCAUACCCCCACCGCUACCCUCAAUUUCAACCUCAACCACCACGACGCCGUCGACCCCAACGAAUCAGGCCAACUCCAGUCCCCGCCGCCGCAUCACCGCGUCAACUCUGACGACUCCGACGACGAAAAAGAGCCCAUGUUCGAGAAGCCCUUGACCCCAAGCGACGUCGGCAAGCUGAACCGCCUCGUGAUUCCCAAGCAGCACGCAGAGAAGUACUUCCCGCUCGGCAGCGGCGACUCGGGCCUCCUGCUGAGUUUCGAGGACGAGUCCGGGAAGUCGUGGCGGUUCCGCUACUCCUACUGGAACAGCAGCCAGAGCUACGUCCUCACCAAGGGCUGGAGCCGUUACGUCAAGGAAAAGCGCCUCAACGCCGGCGACGUCGUUUUGUUCGAGCGGCGCCGGGCUAACACGGAUCGACUCUCCAUCGGCUGGAGACGCCGCAACGCGGUCCCAGCGCACGAUAGUGGGGCUGGAGGGGUUGAGAGUAGCAGUGGCGGGGUUGGAGGGAAUAGUAGUGGUGGUGGCGGGGGUUGGACAAGGAUGUUCUAUUCUGCGCCGCAUCACGGCUCGUCUUAUCCUGCGCACCAGUAUCAUCAUAGUGUGGCGCCAUACCCACCUGACUGUCUACAUGCAGCAGGGUCCCGUGUCCAGAAUAUGAACCCAACGGCGUCAGUUGGGAACUCGAAGAUACUGAGACUAUUUGGAGUGAACUUGGAGUGCCAGCAGCAGGCAGCUGAGCACCUCGAGUCGGAACCAUCAACCUCAGAUGGCUCGUCGUCGACACUGUCUAUGUCAAGCCAGGGUCCGACUCACGGCCAGCGGCAAAGGUACCCUCGUGCAGCUUAUAAUUAUGCCGACCAACACAGGGAAUUCACUAGUUUCUCUGGAGAUGUCAACCCCAUGAGAUCAAAUCGCCGAGGAUAAAGAUCUGCCGAUGUGACGUCCUCUUUGAUUGAUUGACUUCAAAUAUAUUUAUUUUUAUUUUUAAAACACACCACUUGGGAAAAAA
Molecule: messenger RNA, 1386 nt
Organism: Malus domestica (apple)
Lineage: Eukaryota; Viridiplantae; Streptophyta; Magnoliopsida; Rosales; Rosaceae
Gene: ABI3L2
Product: B3 domain-containing protein At2g36080-like
Molecular function (GO): DNA binding; DNA-binding transcription factor activity
Source: RefSeq, marked provisional